CUUCUUUAUACACCCCACGACCCCGGCACCUGCACGAAUGCACUGCCAGUUUCAAGAGCACGUUUGCAAAUCAAGACGCGUCAGAAACACCGACGACGAUUGUGAUCGCCCAUAUCUCUUAUGCGGGCCAAGGCAUUAGAUGUAACAGCCAAGGACAAGCCAUCCCGUCGACAAGCAACAAGAAGAACCAGUCAGCCCAAGAUCGAGAGGACCCCGUUAUCAGAGUCAAAGACAAUCGCCAAGCAGGGGACAAACCCUACAGACCGCUCAGGUAAAAACGCUGGGAAAAACAACUCUUUCUGCACUGUCGAGGCUUGGCCUGUGUAGUGCGCACUCAUCGGAAUGUGGAUUGGGAUUUGAAGCGUCCAACCGGAACGAGAGUAUGGAGCAUACCCCGGGCAAGUCGCCGAGCGUAAUGCCAGAGAGUUUGUCCGGCGGUG
Messenger RNA from Aureobasidium pullulans EXF-150, 440 nucleotides. RefSeq lists its product as uncharacterized. Lineage: Eukaryota; Fungi; Ascomycota; Dothideomycetes; Dothideales; Saccotheciaceae. Bases 121 to 327 code for a protein of 68 amino acids. The transcript has a single exon. The record is from RefSeq and is a predicted model, not a curated record.